AUGGAGGGUUAUAUGGACUCCUGCCCCUCCUGCCAUCUUCCAUUUGACAAAGGAAAAAAACGGCGUCUCAUUGACUCAUGUGGUCAUGAGCGAUGUUAUUCCUGCAUGUUUGAUGUGGAUAAAUGCCCCCUAUGUGAUAGUGCAGCCAUUUCUGUCAAACCAAAUGGCCAUUUCUCCCGCCAAAGCAGUACAGAGUCUGGAGUUUUCAAUCACAAUCGGCCAAAGUUAAAAACCAAUGGACAUUUUACCACCUACAUGCAGACACGGAUGGAUAUUUCACCAGCUUCAGAGAUAGCUAACCCACUGGUGUUGCAGCCAUCCCCAAAAAUGGUCACUCGAAAUACUGCACAACCAGGUUUGGCUUUAUUUUUCUUUUUAACUUGCUACAAUUUAUUCUCUAUCUCUGACAACUACUACUACUACUAUUACUGCCAUCCUUCCUUUUCUCUUUCUUCAUCUCUUUUCCCUUUCAGUAGCAUCUCUUGUUGGCAAGGGAUAACCAAGGAAAACAGUUUAUCUAUCUAUCUAUCUAUCUAUCUAUCUAUCUGCUGCUUUCUCUCUCUUCUCUUUCUGUUUAUCGCUUUCUUUCCUUCUUAUUUUUCUCUUCGAUUUUUCAGUUACUCCCUUAUUCUUCUAUUCCUAUUUCCUUUGCCCUUCCAAUUUAUCUCUAUUAUUUUCUUCUAUUUUUCUAAUCUACUUUCUUGUAUCUCUGUUCCUAUCUCUUUUUUCUUCUCAAUUAUGAUAUAUCUCACUUUUUCUUGUCUUUUCUUAACAAUACUUCUGCUACUAUUUCUUCUGCCUUGCUUUCUUUUGCCUUCAGAUUUUUUUUCAUCUAUUCCUUUUGUUAUCCUCUCAUUUUUCUCUUUUCCCUUUACCUCUUUCCAUUUUCAUUUUUUUUCUGUUCCUUUCUCUCUCUCUCUUUCUCAACCCCAACUUCGUCUAUUUCGCAUAAGCUCUUUUUUUUUCUUUUCUAAACUCUUUCUCCUCUUUUUCUCUACUAUUCACUCUUAUUAUUUUUUCUCUCUUUCUUUACUCCUCUUUAUCCUUUCAUUUUAUUUGCCUUUCUGUCUAAUUCUACCUCUUUUUUCCUAA
Molecule: messenger RNA, 1092 nt
Organism: Acanthosepion pharaonis
Lineage: Eukaryota; Metazoa; Mollusca; Cephalopoda; Sepiida; Sepiidae
Source: the annotation of a GenBank genome assembly